AUGGACAAGGACGCUUGUUGGGCCGAUGACAACAAUGAUGCAGCAUUCAACAUCGAUGUGGCUGCUCGUAACCGUCCACCUCCACCUCCACCUCCGGUUGAAGCUCUCACCAUUCCUACUAUUGGAGCUUCAGAAUCGGUGGAGGCUCCUGGAGUUGAGGAUUUAAAAGAGCUCGAAAUUUGGUUUAUGAAUGCAAUCCGAGAUGGUUUGAAUGAAAUUAACAGAAAAGUCGAUUCAUUGGAUAACUGGUUAACUCCUCUAGAAAAAGAAGUGAGGAGGCUUAUGAAGACGGUUCCCGAUAGUUCCGAUUACGGUGUUCCCGAUGGGAGCAAUGGUGGUGUUCUUAAAAUUUCUAAUCAAAUGCAGAAUCUUCAUGCUGGGGGUAAGGAUGAGGAAGAUGGUGAUUCCAAGGAUGAUGGCCUCGAAGAAGAAGAAGAUGGUGGUUCCAAGGAUGAUGACCUGGAAGAAAAAGAAGAUGGUGGUUCGAAGGAUGAUGACUUGGAAGAAGAAGAAGAAGACGGUGGUUCUAAGGAUGAGGACAUGGCUGGUGAGAAGGAAAAGGAAAGUGGGGAUGUGCAAACCAAGAGGAAGACUAAGAAGAGGAAAAGUAUUGGAUAUGGACAAGAAAAAGAUGUUGCACAAAAGGCAAAACGAAAAUGUGAGGAGUCCCAUUGUGACAAGACACAGCCAGAAGGCAAGUUGCAAGCAGAAGGAAAGUGCCAAGAAGAAGACAGCUUCCCAAAAGAUGGCACGUUCUCAGGAGAAGGUAGGUGCCAUCAAGAAGGGAAGUACUCAGUUGAAGAAGUCCAACAAGAGAGGUAA
Molecule: messenger RNA, 822 nt
Organism: Eruca vesicaria subsp. sativa (arugula)
Lineage: Eukaryota; Viridiplantae; Streptophyta; Magnoliopsida; Brassicales; Brassicaceae
Source: the annotation of a GenBank genome assembly